Linum tenue is the source of this 1888-nucleotide messenger RNA. Lineage: Eukaryota; Viridiplantae; Streptophyta; Magnoliopsida; Malpighiales; Linaceae. The record is from the annotation of a GenBank genome assembly.
AACAAAAUUAUAUAAUUGGGAGAGGUUCACAAAUAAUGAAAUUAAACAUGGGGUUUGGGUGAACUGCCUGUGCCUGGCCUCUAUAAAUACAACAAAUUAAAUACCGCAAAUAUCGAUCAGCGAUUAUAUUAGCUCCACUGCUGCAGCAUCCAGAGUAUCGCCGGAACCUAGCUAUGUCGUCUGUGCCACAGUUGAUCGCCUCUGCGGGAGCUCCUAAACAAGGAACAGCACCGCCGGCGUUUGGGCCUGCGGCUGCGGCUGCUACUUAUCUUCCCACUUUGUGGGUUGAUCAUGAUUUCCUCACCCUCAAGUGUGAGCAUGCAUCAACGGUUGAACUUCAACAUGAAGAGUUGAAAAAACAAGUAAGAAAGAUGUUGAAUGCUACUGCUGCAACAGUCGAUCAAGCUUGUCAGAAAUUGCGAUUAAUUGACGCUGUUCAGCGCUUAGGUCUGGGUUACCACUUCGAGAGUGAGAUCGAAGCUGAGUUAUCGAACAUGAUGAUGUCGUCGUCUCCCGUUUCCGAAUCCGUUGCUAAUGAUCUCAACUCAGCUGCCCUCUGGUUCCGUCUCCUCAGACAACAGGGCUUUCAUAAUUUCAAGGAUGGAGAAGGGAACUUCAAGUCCUCAUGGGUCUCUGACGUGCCAGCAAUGCUGAGCUUGUACGAAGCAUCGUUUUUGGCCAUACCGGGAGAAGAUGUCUUGGACCAGGCACUGGCCUUCACUACCCAAAACCUAAUCGGCUCAUCAUCAUCAUCGGCGGCGGAGAUUACGAGCUCGACGAAGCUGGCAGAAGAAGUAAGCUUUGCCCUGAACAGACCCAUCCGAAAGCGCUUACAAAGGGUAGAGGCGAGGCGUUUCAUCGAUACCUACCAAGCGAACCAGUCUCACGACGGUUCGCUGUUGAGGCUCGCGCAGUUGGACUUCAACAUCGUCCAGCAGCAGCAUCAGGAGGAGCUACGUGGGAUCCAGGAGUGGUGGGGAAGUUUGGACGUGACGACCAACUUUCCGUAUGCGCGAGACAGAAUUGUGGAGUGUUACUUUUGGAUCAUGGGAGUGUACUUCGAGCCUAAGUAUCGCCUGGCUAGGAGGCUGCUCACCAAGUUCAUAGCAAUCAUGUCUCUAACGGACGAUACUUACGAUAACUAUGCUACGGCUGAACAGCUGGAAGUUCUCACACAGGCAAUUGAGAGGUGGGACAUCAAUCUCAUAAGUGGACUUCCAGGGUCCAUCAAGAUGCUCUAUGGCUUAUUUGUGUACAUUUUCGAUGAAUUCGAACAGGCGGUUUCAGGAGAAGGAAGGUCUUUCGGUGUACGCUACGUUAAAAGAGAACUAGACAAUGCCCUCAAGGCGUUCCUAAUGGAGGCCAGGUGGAGGGAUGCAAACUACUUCCCGAAGCUAGAAGAGUACAUGCAAGUUUCACUGGGAAGCACCUGCUAUUCCUUGCUCGCUGCGGUUUCCUUCAUCGGCAUGGCUGGAGCCGACGCCGCCACAGAAGAGGCCUUUCAGUGGAUCUCCGGUGAACCUCAGAUGCUCGUCGCCUCCUCAACCGUCUGCAGGCUAAUGGAUGACAUCUUGGAGCAAGAAAGGAAUCACAUCCCGUCGGCCAUCGAAUGUUACAUGGAGAAACACAAGGUGGCGGAGGAGGCGGUGGUGGUGGAGCUUUUCAGGGAGCGAGUUGCUGAUGCGUGGAAGGACAUAAACAAGGAGUUCAUGAGGCCGACGGCGGUGGCUGCGCCGCUGCUGGAUCGGAUUCUGAACUUGACGAGGGCGAUUGAUGUGAUCUACAAGGACGCUGACACCUACACCGACUCAUAUUUGCUCAAGGACCAUGUCGUCUCCAUCCUCAAGGAACCCGUCCGUCUCCAUUAGUGUCUGAGGAGCAUGCAUGU